GGUCAUAAAAAUCAGUCGAUCGUAGACUCUCUAAAUAAACGGUAGCAAGCCGCGUUCGGCUGAAGGUCCUACGUUGUAGUAAAGUGUAAAAUAAAAGAAAACAUUACAAAAGUUAAUAACAAACAAAAAAAUUAUAAAUACCGGUGUUUUAUUCUUUCGGCCAUUGACCUACAUAGAUAAGUGUAACCCGUCAACAAAACCACAGAGGGGAAAACUCAAGUCUGCAUACAAUACACCACAUAUAACCACACUCUUAGUACAACCAGUUUGACUGAGUUGUGGAAAAUCCAUUCAAAAGCAAACUCAAUGAAAAGUUUGCGCAUGAUUUUUUCUUUGGUUUUUAUGCACUGGGUCGGUCUCAUGACACCCUCUCUGUGUUUGAGCAGCAUUGUGUGAUUUUGUGUGGCAACAAGUUAAGACCGACCACCACCAACAUUCAACAAACCCACUUUCCAACCGGUUGCUUUAUCGACGUGGUUACAUUGAAGAAAACUUGCAAGGAUACAACCAACCCACCAUCUGCAUCUACUUGGCAACGUAUCGCGAGGAAAUACAAAUGAAGUUUCAAAUCUGGGAAGUUCUGUGAUUAACCGCAAAAGAAAUUCGAUUAACCGCAGGAAAAGACUUAAAAGACUGCCAUCAUUGAUUGAGGAAAGUUGAAAGUUUUGUGUGGCGUAAAAUAAGUGUCGUCAACGUUGUCAUUGCCAUGGGUUACGAUGAUGUCAUUACAUACUUGGGCGACUUUGGAAGAUAUCAGAAGCAGAUUUACUUUCUCCUGUGUUUGCCCGCCAUAUCAUGUGCCUUUCAUAAGCUAGCUGGAGUAUUCCUGUUGGCUCGACCAGAUUUUCGUUGCGUCCUGCCAUUUGAGAAUGAUACUUCCAACUUUGAGAGUUUCCCCAAAUCACAAUGGAAUUUGUCAUAUCCCUAUGACUCGACCACAGAACAAUUUCAAACAUGCGAAUAUUUUGAUGUGAACUACAGCGACGACUACCUCAACAAUGGACUAGCCCCUUUGCCAGGAGGUGGCCUAAACGAAACAAACACCAGGCACUGUGACCACUAUGUCUACGACCAGAGUACGUAUAAGAGUAGCGCUGUCACCGAAUGGAAUAUGGUGUGUAGCCGUGCCCUACUGAGUGCCACCAGCGAUUCACUUUUCAUGGUGGGCGUUUUGUUGGGCAGCAUUAUUUUUGGCCAAUUAUCGGAUAGGUACGGCCGGAAGCCAAUAUUUUUUGCCUCGCUGGUAAUACAAGAGAUCUUCGGUGUUUUGGCUGGAGUGGCUCCGGAAUAUUUCACCUACACGGUUUCGCGAAUGAUAGUUGGAGCCACUACUUCGGGUGUUUUUCUGGUGGCAUAUGUCAUUGCCAUGGAAAUGGUGGGAACUUCAUAUCGCCUGUUUGCCGGUGUGGCCUGUCAAAUGUUUUUCUCUGUGGGCUUCAUGCUCACCGCCGGCUUUGCCUAUUUCAUAAGAGACUGGAGAUGGUUGCAAAUAGCCCUAACAUUGCCUGGCCUACUGUUCAUGUGCUAUCACUGGAUCAUUCCCGAAUCGGCGAGAUGGCUUUUAUCUAAGGGCCGCAAAGAUGAGGCCAUAGUGGUCAUCGAAAAAGCAGCCCAAGUGAAUAAUGUCAAAAUCCCCUCCGAGGUGUAUGAAAAUCUCAUUGAAGAUUCGACACAAAAGAAAAACGAAGAUGAGGCCAAUAAGAACUCCAGUGACAAAAACUCGGCCAGUGUCUUCGAUUUGCUGCGUUAUCCAAAUAUGAGACGCAAAACGUUGAUAAUUUUCUUCGAUUGGUUUGUCAACAGCGGUGUGUACUAUGGCCUGUCGUGGAACACCAAUAACUUGGGAGGAAAUGUGCUUUUGAAUUUUAUGAUUUCGGGAGCAGUAGAAAUUCCCGCCUAUAGCUUCUUGUUGCUCACCCUUAACCGUUGGGGAAGACGCACCAUUUUAUGCGGCUGCAUGUUGGCUGCUGGCGUAGCUCUUCUGCUGACCAUUAUAGUGCCGGGCGAGAUGAAUUGGUUAGUGAUACUGUUUGCUAUGAUUGGAAAACUGGCCAUCACAGCCUCUUAUGGUACCAUUUACAUAUUUUCGGCCGAACAAUUUCCCACAGUAGUGCGCAAUGUUGCCUUGGGCGCCUCCUCAAUGGUAGCUCGCAUUGGAGGCAUUUUGGCUCCCUAUCUCAAUCUGCUGGGCCAAAUCUGGCGUCCCUUGCCCUUGAUCAUAUGCGGAGCUUUGGCAUUUUUGGGUGGGCUACUAUCACUGUUACUUCCCGAGACCCACAACAAACCAAUGCCGGAGACAAUGGAAGAUGGUGAGAAUUUUGGCAAGCACCAGUGA
This is a messenger RNA of Stomoxys calcitrans (stable fly), 2335 nucleotides long. It is a transcript of the gene Orct, whose product is annotated as organic cation transporter protein. Gene Ontology annotation, cellular component: membrane. Gene Ontology annotation, biological process: transmembrane transport. The coding region runs from base 707 to 2335 and encodes 542 amino acids. Gene Ontology annotation, molecular function: transmembrane transporter activity. NCBI's taxonomy places the organism in Eukaryota, Metazoa, Arthropoda, Insecta, Diptera, Muscidae. The transcript is spliced from 2 exons. The record is from RefSeq and is a predicted model, not a curated record.